UCAGGCAGCAUUGGUGCUGCAGACAGUCCAGAGGACUGGAACAAAGUCUGGGACAACUGGAGGCUGCUGACAAUGGCUGGGAUAUUUGACUGCUGGGAGCCCCCAGAGGGAGGAGACCACCUAUAUUCCUACACCAUCAUCACAGUGGAUGCCUGCAAAGUCUUGAAUGACAUCCACCAAAGGAUGCCUGCCAUAUUAGAUGGAGAGGAGGCAGUCUCUAAAUGGCUUGAUUUUGGUGAAGUCUCAACUCAGGAAGCUCUGAAGUUAAUCCACCCUACAGAGAACAUCACCUUCCAUCCAGUCUCUUCUGUGGUGAACAGCUCCCGAAACGACAGUGUUGAGUGUCUGGCUCCUAUCGACUUAUCGGUCCAAAAGGAACUCAAGGCAAGAGGCUGCAGCCAGAAAAUGUUGCAGUGGCUGGCCACAAAGUCACCCAAAAAGGAAGACCCCAAAACACCCCAAAAGACAGAGUCAGAUGUGCGCCAGUUCCUGCCGAAGAGCCCAUCCUCAGUCAAGAGAAGCAGUGCAGUUCUCCUAGAGCAAUGGCUGAAGCAGGAGAAGGAGGAGGAGCCUGUGGCCAAGCAACUUCACAGCGAGUAAUGCAGGACUUUCAGAGACCAACGCCAGGUUUGCUGCACUGAGUCCUGUUGCUGAUUACAGGGUCUUGCAUGUGUGUGUAUGGAUUUGCUUUGGGAGGAGGUAGCAUAUUGUUAGUGGACAUUUGUGGGUUCCUGGGGGAGUGGCUAUUCUGGUUGUGACCAGGAACCCACUGUGGGGCAGAUAGGCAGCCUGGGAAGAGGAGGGGCCACCACCACAGGGGGCCUCUUAUGCCUGCAGCCUUCUCCUGCAGGACUUUUGGAGCCUUCCCUCGAAGCUUGACCCUGCUGGCAGUUCUAAGCCCUGACCUGACCUGAGCUGGUGCUGCUAGCGGAAGGCUGUUUUCUGCUCAACCUUUGAGCUCUAAGUUCUUUGGAAUUCAGUUCUUAAAACAUUGUUUUUUUAUGAAUAAAUUACAUUUGAUAAACUGCU
Messenger RNA from Equus quagga, 1029 nucleotides. RefSeq names its product abasic site processing protein HMCES-like. The record is from RefSeq and is a predicted model, not a curated record. The annotation marks the transcript as partial. NCBI's taxonomy places the organism in Eukaryota, Metazoa, Chordata, Mammalia, Perissodactyla, Equidae. Gene Ontology annotation, biological process: DNA damage response. Gene Ontology annotation, molecular function: single-stranded DNA binding. The transcript has 3 exons.